Schizophyllum commune H4-8 is the source of this 1641-nucleotide messenger RNA. RefSeq lists its product as uncharacterized. The transcript is spliced from 2 exons. The annotation marks the transcript as partial. NCBI's taxonomy places the organism in Eukaryota, Fungi, Basidiomycota, Agaricomycetes, Agaricales, Schizophyllaceae. The record is from RefSeq and is a predicted model, not a curated record.
UGUCUUUCAGCGUCGAUCUCACCGGCCUCCUCUGCAAAUACCAAUCUCUCCGCAAAUACUGCCAGCGCGGCGAGCAGCGAUGGCCACGUCAUAUCUGCCGAGGAGCGCCGAUGGUACUACAAAGGCGUCUCGCGUCCUCCCCCGCCUUUGCUCUAUCGCUCCAAUCGUACCAAAGUCCCUUUCGCCGCCUCAUCCGACCGCUUUGCUACCUAUCCAGUCAAAACACUUCUAGGCGUCCACGGAACCCAUCUCAACACAGUCUGGCGACUCGUUGUCUCCGAAGUCAUAGACUAUCUGAACAGUUUAGGGGUGAAGUACUCGUCCAUACAGCCUGCCCGUUUCGUCACCAGGGACGACAGCAACGGGAUCAUAGUGCUCUGGAUCUCAACACACCCUGGAACCACCACCGAAAAGACUGCACGUAACGCCACGCCACGUAUGCAGCGCAUUCUCGAGGUGCAUGGUGUUCAGGAUGUCGACAUCGAAUGGUUUGAAUCCCCUGUCGUUUCUCUGACCCGUCUAUCGCUCCCCGCACCCCACAUCUUCCCUUUUCUUCGUCGGUUCACUCGGUUCCUUGCUCCCCUGAUCGGCAUGCCUCUCGGGUACACAGCGAAGGAUGGUCAACAAUACGACGGAACCCUAGGGUUUUUCUUCCGUGAAGGCCAGGAUCGGCUGGGAAACCCGAGCAGCAGGAUUCUGGGAAUCACUGCCCGUCACGUUCUGGGCAAGGGUAGGGUUGACCUUGAGUCAGCCCAGCCUGUCAUUGUUGCCAGUGCUACCGUGUUCGAGGAGAAUAUCCAGCGCAUGACGGACCAGAUGGUGCAGACACAGGACGAACUUGCAGACGAGGCUGCUCAAUUCGAGGUUGCCAAAUCGAACGCGCGGCGCGGGACUUCGGAGGAGGUACAAAGGCACGCACCGAUGUACGACAGGUGGAAGUUGCUGCGUGAGGGCGCGCAGGCAAAAGUCGCCGCUCUCGCCGACCUGAAGAAAUCGAUAAGCGCCGACUGGGGCGACCCGCAGCAACGCAUCGUCGGGCAUGUCGACUGGGCCCCAGACGUCGUCGUUGACGCCAGUACAGCGUACACCCUUGAUCUGGCUACUUUCGUCCUCGAACCCGAGAAGAUCAAGAACUUCAGGGGCAAUGUCUUGGAUUUGGGCUUCAAGUUCACACGAUACCAGCUUGACAAGUUCUUCGCGCAUGCUCCGGAGGCCGGGACACCGUCGUUCUCGUGGCCUACAGACGGCUGUAUGACGAUCAGAGGCUAUGUCCCGCGCGAGGAGCUCGAAGCCGUGCCCAAGGAGGUGGACACCCAUGACCAGCGAUGCUUCAUCGUCUUGAAGAACGGCGCUGGGACCGACAUCACAAUUGGGCGCCUCGGCGGUGUGGAAGGGUACAUCAGUUACUUGGAUCAGCCGGUGGAAUCCCAAGAGAUUGUCAUCUACGCCUACGACGAAAAGGAACCAUUCGCGGAUGGAGGGGAUUCCGGUGCACUCGUCGUAGAUGGCCGGGGACGUAUGGUCGGUGUCAUUCAUGCAGGACAUCCGUCUGGUUUUAUAACGUACGCUACCCCGGCCUGGUGGAUUGUACAGCAGUUACAGACUCACUACAGCGGUGCUGACUUCACUCCCGAGUCAUAG